This is a messenger RNA of Dreissena polymorpha, 2747 nucleotides long. Its product is annotated as WD repeat-containing protein 75-like. Gene Ontology annotation, molecular function: protein binding; RNA binding. Bases 29 to 2689 code for a protein of 886 amino acids. Gene Ontology annotation, cellular component: nucleolus. Lineage: Eukaryota; Metazoa; Mollusca; Bivalvia; Myida; Dreissenidae. The record is from RefSeq and is a predicted model, not a curated record. The transcript has 18 exons. Gene Ontology annotation, biological process: positive regulation of transcription by RNA polymerase I; positive regulation of rRNA processing.
GUAUUGAAACAAAACAUCACUGCCAAACAUGGCUGCGCCCAUAGAGAACAUGUUUACAGAAACAAGCAUGUAUUCUUCCGAUGACACGAUUAGGAAAGAAGAUAAAAUUUAUUUCCCAAUCAAGUCAGGAGCGAGUUUAGUUAAGGCUAAGCCAAUAUUUUCAAAUGAUGAUAAAUACCUGUUUGUUUGUUCUGGAUCAGCAGUGAAGGUGUUCAGCACAGAGAGUGGUCUCUGUGUGCGUGAGCUGUGUGGACAUACAAGUUAUGUGACUGGUCUCGUUCUACACCCAAAGAAUAAACUUCAGGUGAUUUCCUGUUCCUUGGAUACAGAGGUCAUCAUCUGGGACUACGAAGAUGGCGUUCUAUUGCGCAGAGUUAGAGCCCUUGGUCCAGUUCAUGGUAUCUACACUGUGGAAGGCAGACCCAGUGUCUAUCUCCUGCUACAGAACGCCCUGUCAGGCUACAACCUGUGUGAAAUGACGCUAGAUAAGAACACCAGUUCUACCAGUUCUUCAGCUACAACUACGCUGUUGCACAACUGCAACUCGAGUCCAGACAAUGUGGCUGUGGGACCAAAGGGUUUCUUUUGUGUCACCACCAUCGAAGGGGAACUGUUUGUGAAAAACCUAGCAGCAAAAAAGCAGAAAAUUAUAACCCACAGACUAGAGGAAGGUCAAGAGUUCACAUGCGUGGCCUGUCACCCCAACGGGCAUUGCCUAGCAACGGGAUGCAAGGACGGCCGCAUCCUGCUCUGGUACAAGUUCCUGGAGCCACAGAGUGCUGUGAGGAGUCAGCUUCAUUGGCACGCUCUGCCUGUGCUGGACCUUGCAUUCACUGCUGAAGGUUCGUACCUGCUCAGUGGGGGUCACGAGUGUGUCCUGGUCAAGUGGCACAUGGACUCGGGCUACAAAGACUUCCUGCCACGCCUGGGCUCACCCAUCAACCAUGUGACCUGCUCCCAUGACAACCAGCUGUACGCCACAUGCCACACAGAAAAUGUUAUCCAAGUGAUCAGCAGCACGUUCACCAUCAAGCAGGUGUACCAGGGCCUGACUCGCACCCACAACCUGCACGGGCCACACCACCCCUGUCCCACGGGCCUGCUGUGUGACCCACGGUCAGGGGCUCUCGUACUCAACGGGAAACAUGGACACCUACAGUUCUACUCUGUGCAUGCUGACAGACAGAUGUACAAUCUUGACAUUGUCUGCCAGAACUUCAUCUCAGCCGAGAAUCUGGACCGACCCCUGGUGGUGACAGAUGUCACAUGUGCUGCAUUUGAUGACACUGGCACGUGGCUGGCAACAGUGGAGUACUGGAACGAUGACAUCAUCACACCGGAAAUCACGCUGAAGUUCUGGUUCUUUGAUGAGGAAAAACAGAGCUAUGUACUGAACACAACAGUGGAGGCACCACACGUGGAGGCAGUGCACACGCUGAAAAUGAGGCCUGGGUCAGGGGUCAAGGGGUCACAGGCCAUGGCAGUGACUGCAAGCAAUGAUGGCAAGUUCAAACUGUGGCGGGUGACUGAUGACACUGAUAUCUACAGAUCCAACACAAAGUGGACAUGUGAGUCUGUGGGUUUCUAUAGAGACCUGGCAGCAGGAAGUGUGGAGUUCUCGGACGAUGGUUCCCUGCUUGCUGUGGUGUUUGGGCCCUGCAUCACACUGUGGGAACCAGACAAUAAUCUCCUCAGGCACACUCUGGUCUCCAACACUUCCUCACACUGUGUCAAACACGUGAUGUUUGGUCGUCAUGGUUGCAGCCAGUACCUGCUGAGUACCACACAAAACACUCUCACAGUGUGGAGUCUUAUCACAUGUGGAAUCCUAUGGACAGUGGAUAUCAGCGUGCAGUGUGUGGCCCAGGAUCCCUUGUCUGAUGUCGUGGCUCUCUUCACCGCAAACAAGGACUUGUUUGUCUUCCGCCCCUCUGACCCGACACCACUGUUUAGCCAUGUUGCUGUAAGUAAGAGUGCAGUGGCCAGUGCAGCAUUCAUACCUCACACCAAGAAGAGUCAUUACAGGGGGACAACUCUGUCAUGGCAGGCGCAGUCAGAGUUAUACUUCAUGAAUAACGAUCAGGAGCUAAUCACAGUGGCUUUGAAUGACACAACGAAGACUGCUAGGAAUAAGCAGGAUGUGGUUCAAUUCGAGUCCAACCUUCCGAGGUCAGCACUAAGUUUGUUAAUGAGUCACCAUAGAAACAAGUCUGGUUCAAAGGUCAACACUGAGAAGGUUACAAGACAACCAACUGGCAAGUUUCUACGAGAGCUGUUCAGUUCGGCCUGCCAUGUACAGCCGUCAGUGAAGAGUCUGUGUAGACCCUUCAUACAGUCUCUACUCAUCCCCUCAGCCCAGUUCAGCAAAGAACAACGAGACAGUGACAGUGAUGAUGAUGAGGAGACUGCAGUAUACCAUUCCCAGACUGUGUCACAGGACUCUGGACUGGAUUCAGACAUGGAUGUAGAAAUAUCUGUGAACCAGUCUGCCAGUGGCAAGGAUAGUGACGCAUCAGAUACAGACAGUGGGAUGAGAAGAAAUAUUGUCAAACAACAUGUUCUUAAACAGUCAGGUUCAACAAAGCUCCCUUUGGUUUCCAUGGUUUCAGAUAAAACUGUAUCGUCAAUGGACACAACUGAUGCUGAUUUAGAUGAAAUACUGUCAGAAAACGUAGACUGGAUCAAUUAAUUCAGUAUGUUUGUGUAAACUAAUGUUUCAUGAUCUAAAUAAAUACUGUGUACAUUUA